This is a messenger RNA of Besnoitia besnoiti, 1782 nucleotides long. RefSeq lists its product as uncharacterized. The record is from RefSeq and is a predicted model, not a curated record. NCBI's taxonomy places the organism in Eukaryota, Apicomplexa, Conoidasida, Eucoccidiorida, Sarcocystidae. The coding region runs from base 1 to 1782 and encodes 593 amino acids. The transcript has a single exon.
AUGCGGAUGACGACGCAGCUCCCCGCUGCGCCUCCCGCCUCUGAGGCCGCGGCCGCAACUCACAAAGAGGCGUCCAAGCUCAGAGCGCGAGACCGACAGGAUUUACAAGGCGAGGAAGGCCGUGAGGAAGCAGAGAUAACUCCGGACGAAACUCAAACACACGCUGAUGAAGGAGGUGGCCGUGAAGGGGUCCGACGGGCUUUCAGGGAGGAACCCCCAGGGGAAAGCUAUGGGGGGAUGACGAGCGACGAGGAUGCAGAGGAGGACUGCUUCUUCGGAACGAGCUUUUAUGUCCUUCCUCCCUCUCUGCAUGCGUCGUAUCUCUGCCGGGACUUGGACUGCAUGUCAUUUGCGCGCGGCGGAAGGAGGGGCGAAGGCGCGCGGCGAGCCCCGCCCGCCCAGAAGGAAGCGGCGACGGAGGCACCGCAGAGGCCGACUGCCCGCGUACCACAGAAAAUGUGCUCGCACUCGUCAGCAAAAGCUCAUCACAAGUGUGCAGAUGCGCUCGCGAGCGUGGACAGCGAUAUUGCAGAGGCUGCAGCCUCGGUUGCGAGCUUUGCUGCACUUCUUCAGUCCGCUCCCGCCUCGCUGGGCGGUGACUCCCAGGUUCGCGACUCCUACGCUUCCUCGUCUGCCAAUGGCGUGGCGCAUUCCGCUUCCUCCGUCUCGCCUGCCUUUGCUUCUCCACCUUCUCCUUCGUGGGCUGCGACGGCCCCGGCGGAGGCGAGUGCGCCUUUUGCACCUCGCGCGUCUGUUUCCCCCCUGGUGUCGUCGUCUGCGGCCGCUGCUGAGGAGUUUCUCAGCGCGUGUGGCCGCGCGUCCGGUUGCUCUGCCUUUUCGCCUUCGCCCAAUUCCCAUUAUCUCUUGUCGGAUGCUCCUCUGGGCCAGCUCCGCACUCGCGAGGAGAGACAACGCAUGGUGGCGCAUCUGCUUCGUCCCUCACUGCCUUCUGAGAGAGGCCGCGGCACGCGGAAGAGGUAUCGCCAGCCUUACGAGAAGGACGGCCUUCUCCGCGUGGUUUUGAACGGCUGCAUCCAGAAGCGAAUUGCCCUAGUUCUGGUUCAGGGGGGCGCCGUCGAGGGCUGUUUCGUGCGCUGCAUCGACCGACGGCAGUUCGCCCGUCGCGCGGCCCUGCCUCCGUCUUUUGUGCGCCGGCGGCUGGGGAGCGGGAGCCUCGAUGCGGGCUCCGAGUCUACGUACACUGGGGACUCAGCCGAACCCGCGGAUGGGCGCGACAGCGCCUCGGGACGGGCCUGUGCGGCUCGCUCUGCCGAGUCGAGGCGCGACGGCGCACAGGCAGGACGCCGAGGGACUAGGGGCCUUGAGGCGGCCUCCGUUUCUCGGUGGCGGCGACGCCGCGCUGUCGCGCGCAUCAUUCUAGAGGACGCAGUGCUCUACCCGCGCGCGCACCCGGCCUUCGCCGCCGCGGCUCGCAACUCGGCUGCGUCCAGCGAGUCUCAGAGUAGAGACAGAGGGGGGCCGUCUGACGGAGAGAUGGCCUUCCUUACCCGCUCCGCCAGCCCGAGCGACGGGCGGACGACCCGCGGAGGGCCGAGGGAGCAGCGGAGCUUUCCGGCGCGCGGCGACGGCGCCGCGAGGCAGGCAGCGGGUUUUGAGCGCUUCGUUGCGGUGUGCGUCAAGCCGGGAGCGAUUGCAUUCAUGUUUGGCACCGAACGCGACAGCGUGCGCGGACUAGAGUCGCGAGCGAAGAAGAAAUACGUCGACGCAGUCAAAAACAAAGUGUUUGACCGCGCUCUUAGGCUGGGGCGCCCGCGGUGGUAG